Talpa occidentalis (Iberian mole) is the source of this 375-nucleotide messenger RNA. It is a transcript of the gene MSMB, whose product is annotated as microseminoprotein beta. Lineage: Eukaryota; Metazoa; Chordata; Mammalia; Eulipotyphla; Talpidae. The record is from RefSeq and is a predicted model, not a curated record. The transcript has 3 exons. Bases 1 to 342 code for a protein of 113 amino acids.
AUGUUACAGAAUACUCUUCUGGGCAGCCUCUUGGUCUUGGGCACUUUUAUGACUUUAUGCAAUGCUGAGUGCUUUUUAAUGCCUCAAGAAAAUAUGGGGUCUGAUGAAUGCAGGGAUGUUGAUGGAGGCAUACACCCAAUAAACACAUCAUGGAAGACAAAGGACUGUCAGAAGUGUACUUGUUACCGUAAUGGAAUAAGCUGCUGUGGAAUUGCUGCUAUACCUGUGGGUUUUGACGAAAGGAAGUGUAAGAAAAUCUUCAACAAGCAGGAGUGCAGAUUUAAGGUGGUGCACCGGAUAAACCCAGGAAAGACCUGUGAGGUCGGUGAAUGGGUACAGUAAUGUACUUCUAGUUGACUCAGGGAUCUCACCCUG